CUCCAGAUAAGCACCAUCAGACAACCACUCCCAGAUAAGCACCAUCAGACAACCACUCCCAGAUAAGCACCAUCAGACAACCACUCCCAGAUAAGCACCAUCAGACAACCACUCCUAGAUAACUAACAUCUAACUCAAAGACAUUUCCAGCUUAUAAUAUAGAUGAGGAGCAACAUGAAGAACAGCAACCGGAAGCGACCAAGUUGUGAAACUUGUAACCGCGUGUUCUUCAACCUUCCCACUUUACGGAAACAUAUUGACACUGUUCACAGCACGAAGGAGCGACCUCGUUUUCCAUGCACGUUUCCCGGCUGUGAGAAAACCUAUCUGGCAAGGGACACCUUUCGCGGCACAUAAAUGAUGAACACGCCCCGAAUUCGGUCCGAUUUCGGUGCACACUUUGCGGAAAGGAAUUCAAAACGAGGGGUCACCUUGACCAAGGUGACCCCGUUUCGUUUCGGUGACUAUUGAAUGGAUAUUUUGUAGCAAAAUAUCGGCGGCAAAGAUUUUUGGGAUUCUGACGCCAUUGAUAUGACGUAUGUAAUGAGUCAUCGAGUCUCACGUACAUAUCAAAACGCAUUUUUUCGCACCGCGCGAACCGAACCCGCAUCUUAUACUUAUUCACUACUCCCAAGCAACUUCAGUGAUUAAGAAAUCUUACAAACACUCGAUACUAAAUAACAGCUGUUUCGGCACAUCAAGUUUUUGCCAAUCUACGGACACAACAAAUACGGAGUCAAUAUGGAUCUGAAGCCAGGAAAGAAACCGAAAUGCCCCAAGUGCUCCAGAACGUUUAAAACGGAUAAACAAUUGACGAAACACAUGGUCAAGCACGAGCCUAAUGUCAACGUCAAAUGCCACGAAUGUGGGAAGAUUUCAAAAACCAGACUCGCCUUAUAUCUCCACGUGCGGAGUGUUCACAGCACCCGGGAGCGACCAAGUUGUGACACGUGUCACCGGGUCUUUUUCGAUCUUCCCACUUUACGGGAACAUAUCAACACCGUCCACAAUCCGAAGGACCGGCCUCAUUUCCCAUGUACGUUUCCCGGCUGUCAGAAAACCUACCUAAACAAGAGACACCUUUCGCGGCAUGCAAAUUCUGAACAUGCCGUGAAUCCGGUCCGUUAUCCGUGCACGCUUUGUGGAAAGGAAUUUAAAACCAGUGCUCACCUCGAGCGUCACAUUUCCACCCACACGACGGAGAAGACGCACAAUUGUGCCACUUGUGGGAGGAGUUUCGCCCAGAAAUCGGAAAUGAAGCUUCACGAGAAAACGCAUUUGGAAAAAUCUACCCGAGACGUGUUAAAGUGUCAUGUCUGUUCUCAGGCCUUCAUAACUAGACGCGGUCUACGGCGCCACAUCCGAGUUGUUCAUGAAAAUCAGAGGAAUCAUCCUUGCGAAUUUUGUGGCAAGACUUUCCCGAGUGCCAAAGACUUGGAGCGUCACGUGGAGGCGAGGCAUGCCGAGAAUAAAGACCCCAUCCAUUCCUGCGACAAAUGCGAAUACAGAAGUCACUCGAAACACAAUUUGACUAGGCACGCAAGACGGCACUGGCCUGCGAAUCACGAAUGCUACUUUUGCGGGAAGAAAUUCCUCACUUUACAAGAGUUGGUGAAGCACUCCAAUCGCACUCAUACCUUGGAAAAGUAGGAAUGAUGUAGAUUUGUGAGUAUGGAUUGUUUGGAUUCGUGAUGGAGCGUUAAACUAAUUGAUAAAUACAUAGCAUGUAGGAUUCAUGUAGCAAAAUACCAUUUAAGCA
Molecule: messenger RNA, 1759 nt
Organism: Folsomia candida
Lineage: Eukaryota; Metazoa; Arthropoda; Collembola; Entomobryomorpha; Isotomidae
Product: gastrula zinc finger protein XlCGF7.1
Exons: 6
Coding region: 742-1650 (302 amino acids)
Biological process (GO): regulation of transcription by RNA polymerase II
Cellular component (GO): nucleus
Molecular function (GO): RNA polymerase II transcription regulatory region sequence-specific DNA binding; DNA-binding transcription factor activity, RNA polymerase II-specific
Source: RefSeq, a predicted model, not a curated record